UGGCAGGAGGGUGAAGAGUCCAUGAGAGAGAGACAUGAAAUGCUCCUUGAUUAUAUUAAAUUCAAAUGGAAUUGACCGGAUUUCACUUGGUAUGGAAUUGAAUCCUGAAUUGGGCUCAAAGAUGGCAAACUCUGUGAAGUCCCCAAGCUUAACAAGUAUUACCCAAAUUAAUUAGUCACAGAAUGUUGUUGCAGAAAAAAAAACAACAAGAAGUUGUAUGUCUUUUUGACUACUGAUGAAUUGUUAUACCCCACUAUAACCAGAUGAGGGCAACCUUAUUUUGCGUCUACAAAUUACUAACAACAUACACUGGCAACUCAGUAUUUUGUCCGUAUGGUUUAUUUAAUACUUCAUUAUCAUUACCACACUAUUGAUAAACGUGUUUAGAUUCUUUUUCUUACAUUUGAAAAGUAGAUAGAUGGUGGAAGAAAACACAGGUUCUUGUGAUCAGAAAGGUGUGAGUUCAAAUCCCAGGACUGCCACUGUUACUGUUGUGCUAUUGGGUAAGGCCCUUUACUCUCACAUUCAACUCUAUGCUUGGAUUGUAAACUGCUUCAGUCACUUUGGAUAAAAGCUUUAUGCCAAAUAAAUAAAUGUAGUUUGUCAUCAUGGACAGGCUGUCCACACAUGGUGAGUAUGCCUAAUUGGCUUGAAAGCAGUUCUUUUAAAGUAAAUAGGGAGAAAUAUUAGUCUGAAUUAAAAUGAAAUGGUGACUAAAAUCAAUAUCACUCUGUAGAAAGCAUUACUUUUUUCCAUUCCAGGAAAUCCUAGUGUGUGUGUGCCAUGGCUGAGUGAAGGCAGAGAGAAAAGCUGGAGUGUGUGAGGAGAUUUUCAGAGAGAUGAAGCCUUCUCUGGGGAGGAUGUGAUUCUGCACUGAAUCCUUUCAGAGUGUCUGUUAAUCCUGCUCCACUCCUCAUGGAGUGCAGCUCUCCUGAAUACACUGCCGCUAUGACAAACCCCAUUCACAUUAGCUGUGUGAAACUUCCCAGCUCUGUAUGCACUACCUAAUACUGAUUAGAGAUUAGUGUCACUCUCUCUCUCUCGCUCUCUCUCUAGGUUCUCAAAUUGAAUGCCUCGUCUUCUCCCAAUAUCACAAUUAAGUAUGGCAUAACCUCUCGCUAGUGUAGAGACUUCCUCAUAUUGUUAAUUUUCCCUGAACAAAUUUGAAUCGGAUAACUUGAUUAGAAGGUUUGAACAGAAUUACAGUGAGCCAAAAAAAGAGAAAAGAGACAAAGAGGAGAAACAGAGAAAAUGAGAGCACAGCAGAGAAGUCAAAAUGAUAUGCUCUAACUAAAUUAGGCGGUGGAAUUCUAAUGUGGAUCAGUAAAGCACGGCUGUGAUUACUUCUCAAAGGAAAAAAUAAAUCCUUUAGAAAAAAAAGAAAAAGCUUUCCAUGUCAGAGCUCUUGUUUUUCCCUCUCCAUUCCCAUAGAGACAGUAAUGUAAUUACUCAGCUAAUUAGCAUCAUUAGUACUGGCAGCUGUAGACGGUUCAUAGCUAGACUCUUGAAAGCCUUGUUUUCAAACAACCAAACCAGGCCCAUGUACUGACUCUCCUACUACAUUUACAUCUUUUUCCAUUUUUUUGUGGUUAGUUCAGAAAUGGAAGGUUAGGACAGACUGGAUCCACCCAUCAUACUGUACAUUUCAGGAUAGAACUAUCUGAGGUUCCUAGUGGCAACCACAUGAGGGCACCAAACCCCAAACACUGCUGAUCUACUGAAAGCUCACCUUCUAACUGGCCAUUGUCCUGAAGGGGUGAAUUUUGACCCAGUAAGUGCCCCCCAGCCAUUUGGGCAUAUGGGCAACUAAUGUGGCUGCUCUUUCUCUUUCUGACUAGGAAUACACAUAUUUUACUUUCUUUCAUCUCUUUUUAAUGUUUGACUCAUCUUACUUACCUUUAUAUUUUUCCCUAUAUUUUAAUUAGAAACACCUUUUCUGAUGAUGAUUAUUACUAUUAUUAUAUCCUACUACAGCAAACUGUCAACCCUGUCACUGUCCAUAUCAGCCUUAUUAACCUUAGUAACAGAAUUGACAUUUCUGGCUUAUGUCAACUAUAACUCCUCAAGCACAUUGUAUUGAUACUGUAAAGGUUUACAUACAUUUUUCAAAUAAAACUGUAAAAUGAAAUUGUUCUAUAUUCCAAAAUCUAGGUAACAGAGUUGGUAUUCGAUUGUUACCAGUGGUUAAGUAGAAUAAAAUAUUUUAUAUUAUUUUUAAUAAUUUAUAUUACAUGUGAUGAAAAUGUGAUGAAAUACAUUAUGAAAUAAUCUGGACAAGUUUGUAUACACAAUAACUACUGAGAGUAGAUUUAAUUAUUUUCUAUUUCUAUUAGUUCUGUAUUCUAUUACAGUAGGGGACAUUGAAAAAUGUCUUGAUUACUAUAUUAGAAAUUCAUAUUAUAUAUUUAAAAUAUCUUUUAAAAAUGUAUUUAAAAACUCUAAGCUCAUAAAAACUGUACUUUACUAUAGGUAAAACAUAAUCAUUUAUAACAAUUUCAAAUGUAGAUGUUUUAAACAUUUUUUAUAAGGCAGAGAUUUGGAGUAAUGUCCUACACUCUAAGAAAUAAAUCCGUAAAAUAACAGAAAAGUACUGGCAGCUCAUUACAUGGAUUUUGUCCCAUAAUUUAAAAACUGAAAUUUUCUGUUAAUUGACAGUGAACCCACAGUAAUAAAUAAAUAAAUAAAUAAAUAAAUAAAUAAAUAAAUAUAUAAACAAACAGGACAUUUUCGGUUAUUUAAAUGGUAUACCUUCAGUACAAUGAGGGUGGUUUGAGCAUGGACUCACCAGACGGUACUUCAGUGGAUCUAAAACAAAGAACAAUAUUACUACUAAUACAUAAUAAUAUUACACUGUGGUUGUUUUUUGUGUGUCAGAGAUGCAAGGAGAGAGAGAAAGAGAUCAAGGGACAGGAAGAGAACAGACAGGGACAGAGAAAGAAAUGGAGAUAACUUAUAACUUGUAGAGCAUGGGGAUGCCUUUAUGACUGACUGGCCAGAUGCUACUUUUACAGCUGUAAAACAGAGGAAAAUAUUAUUUCUAAUGCGCACUAACAUUACACUUGAACUGUUAAGAGAGAUAGAAAGGGACGGGGUGAGAAAGAGGUAAACAUCGACAAAGAUAGCUAACAAUUUGUAUACUGCGAGUACACAGGGAUGGCUUGAAUACAGACCCCCAUCUUUCACUGGAGGUGGAGCCCUCUAAAGCUCUACAUAUCAUCUUGGAGAUGUACUGCCAUACAGAAAUUAUAUGAUCAAAUGUAAAAAUAAAACACUGCAUAGUCAUCACUAUAGGAAUUAAAUAUACAUUGAUUCUUAUUAAAAGUACUAAAAGUUAUUAAGUCAUAAAUGAGUGAUUUGCUCUUUGUCUCUUGUUAUUUGAUGAACAUUAAUGACAGACAGCAGCAGGUAUAUAAGGCUGCUGUCACUUUAAGACCUAAUGCACAGAUCCAAUAUACUGACACACAUCUGAUUUCUUUCCAAAAUGUUUAGGUUCACUUAACACAUAACUGACUGCAUUUACAUGAGUACUCACCAAGACCAAGGAUGUAGCAUGCCCAAGGCGAGAUUAUUUUUGGUCACAAAAAAUUCGCUACUCACGCGCUGUCUACACAGGGUUUUCUGUCCACAAACACUCAGAGCGCACGUGAAUCACCUGUACAAAAAAAAAAAAAAAAACACACACACGUGAAAACACCUCGUGUAAAAAAAAUCACCUGUGAAUCACAUGCUUUGGACAAAUUGUGGUCAAAUAUACAGGCAUACAACUGUUAAUAUACAGAUAUUUCUUACAGUUUAUGGAUAUCAGGUAUAUAAGGACUCCCUGGAGUGUAACAUAAUUCACAAUGCCUCUAAGUGUAGAUGGCAUUUGUUACUUUGUACCUGCACAGUUUAUGGAAAAUGCAUAUGCAAAUUCAUUUGUUAUGUACAUACUCACCAUCAUCCCUGACACUAAUGCAAUAUUAAUAAGCCACAAAAAGGACAUUUUGAUGAGCUGAAGUGCAUCUCCUGAAAUUGCCUUUUUUAUUGGCAACCUCUAGUGACAAGAGGCAACCUGUGUAAGGAUUGGGUCCUAGAGUGUGUAGCAAGGUAAAUGUCAUGCACUGCUUGGCUUUAUGGGAGACUUCAGUAUGAUCUGCCCUUUUCCAUUCUUUAGGCGCUGUUGUUUAAAUAGGCACUUUUAAUACUAGGCACCAGAUGGGCCCUCAAACAAGUGUGGACUGAGGCAUGUUUACCGCUCAGCAGUGUAUGUGUGCGGAACAGGUGAAAAUAUCAAAUCCCCUGCACCGAUGGCUGAGCGGCAGAUGCCAGGCCUGUAAAGCUUUAUUGGGCAUAUGCAAUUGUUUGGGCGAUAUUAACACAGAGGAGGCAGGACUGGAUAAGAUAUGUGUAAUGAUCUGAAAGACAGUCUGGUGUGGGGCUGUGAAAGCUCUACUCUGGCUGAAUGAUAGUUGUUGUAUUGCUAAAUGAAAAGAAAAAAAAAGGUUUUUCUAAAAAUCUGAGAAGUGGAGAUCAUUUUAAGCAGACAUUAACAAUUAAAUAAAAUAUAUUUGAUUUAAACCACAACCGUCCAUGCACAAAUCUUUCCAAGCAAGUUGAAAUGCAUGUGGCAGAGUAUGACUCAAACAGAAUAUUUACACAUUUUUGCUUCACGCUUCCAUUAAGUCUUGAUGUAUAUGAGCUCUAUGUGCAAAUAUAUGAGCACCUGGCUCUUUCUGUCAGCACAGGAUCAGAUUAUUGUGUACAUGGCAGAUCAUACAUGCAGCCCUACAGAGCGACACAAAAAGAUACACCAGUUCCUGUAAUUAAAACUAACAGCCAGUCCAUAACACACACAACUUUGAUUGACCUGCCUCACAGUCCUUUGAUAACUGAUUUGUGUGGCUCAGUUUAAUGUAAUGCAGGAUGCUGUGUUGACAUGGUUCAGGUGUGUUGAGCUGAUGAUCUCCAUCCAGCACAAUACAUCUAGAUUCAAAUAGAGGGGUAGAUUUAUACACCUAUAGAAGACAUUAGAAGAAUUUGUAGGAUAGUAUGUAAUAGGAAUGUGAGGGGAUUGCUCUGAUGGUGCUAAUGAUGGGACUCAAUAACUGAAACUGGCUGGAUCUCUGGAAAAAUUGCUGCCUAGUAUAACAUUGCUUUCUGCUUUAAAACAACCACCCAGGCUUCAAACAUGAAUAAAUCUUACUUGGAGUGAAAAGCCAAGGGGAAACUUGCCAGAAUAAAUCGGCUACAACCCCAGCAUAAAUAAAGAGGUUUGAGAACAGUUGAAGAAGUAUCCAAGUUGUACCAAUAGCAGUCCCAGGCCCUAGUCCAUGUGAUUACUUUAAAACUCAUUCUUGUUGUUAUUAAAUAUAAUAAUGGCAAUAAGGUUACAAUAAAGGGAGUUACAGUGGUGCAGCAGGGAGCAUUGCUACCUCACAGACCCCUAGGAGACCCGGUUUGAUCCUUGGCUCGAGUUACAGUCUCUAUAGAGUUUCUGUACAUGUUCUCCUAAUGUCCGUGUUGGUUUCCAGAGGUUUCUCAGGUUUUCUUCCACUUCCUGGAAACAUGCAGUAGGUAGAUGAAUGGUGAAUAUAGUGUUUUUGUACAAUUUCUUUUAACUGUUUUACUAUGUACUUAUUUAGAUACAUUACUGGUAUGCAUGAUUAUAUAUUAACAACCUUAAUCCUUCUGUGUGGAAUUUAUCCAGGAUCCACAUGUCCUGGAUGAGCAGGACAUGAUCAAGUGACAGGACCUUUUUGUAUUCAUGAGUCAACAAAUGAUUGUUUUAUAGUAAACAUUUAAUUAUGGAGCUAUAACACAAUUGUGAUGAACAUAUAAAUGCACAAACAUGCUUGCACAACAUGUCACUUCCUUUAAUCUUACCAGCUGCUUCUGACCCUUGAUCAUAGCCUGUUCAUUCAAGGCUUGUGCUGAGAUGUCGUGAGCUCCCCGGCCAUCACUCACAUGGACAGCUCCCUUUUCUAACAGAAUCAGACACACAGCCCCUCCUAAUCCCAUCCAAGACAGAGACGGAUGGGCUCCUGCUGACCCGCACCCUCUCUGUCUCUCUCUCUCUGCAGUCACAGUCACAAUGGGCAUCUGUCACAGAGUAAUAGUGGCAGCAGCCAAUGGCACAGAGAUCAGGUCAAGUUUGAAAAUUUCCACAUGAGGCCACAAUCAAGCUCAUCAGAUCCAUCAUACUGAACACCCAGCCUGUCAGUGUACAGAUUUCAGAUGGACAACUUAAUGGACUGGCAUGAUGGGUUUGGCACACAUUAUCAUCCAACCUACUGGAUUAAGAGUAUGAAGGAAACUCUCUGUUCAGUACUUGGUGAUGUUAUUUACCGUAAAUAACUAAAUCCAAAAAGACUUAAAUACUGAUAAAAUACCAAGCCUGAUAAAAUGGUAACUCCACAGCUCUACUGUAUCCAGAUCAUCAAAUCAUUCUGUACAACAGCACAACAGCACAACAGCAACAGGAAGUUCCGCUAUGUGUGUAUUUGAUGGGAUGUGCACAGCAUCCCUCUGUCCCUCACAUCUUACAGAACAUCUGUCAGCUCUGCUGGCCCACUGCUGACUGUGCUGGAGGAAUGCAGCUGUGGAUUAGACCCUCCUGCCAGGCUGAGAUACCAGAGCACUACACCACUGACAUUUCCACAUGACAUUUGAGAUCCUCUCUCUUUCACUGAGCGACUCUGAGGAGAGCGCUUCUCUUGUACACAGUCACGUCGUUUGAAGGAUAGAUCAAACCAGAAAAUAAUGAACACAAUCACAUUUGCAAACCACAACUUGUUAAGAGAUACAAAGGAACCAUGCUGAGAUCGACAAACAGUGUACUUUGUUUCAAACAAAUGUGCUAAUGCUGUUUCAUAUUCUAUGAAUGUUAAAUGUAAAUUUAGGUUUUGGUAUGGCUAGAGUUCAAUAGCUCCUGUAGGGUUAUUAACUGUUUGCAACAUUAUUGUUUAACUACUUGCUUGACAGUAUCCACACAAGAGUUUGCAUACAUGGAUGACUAGGUUAUGGAGGUGAAAUGUGAUAGAAUUUCAAAAACAAAAUAAGGCCAACAAUGAAACAAGAUAAACCAUCCCAUCAGCCCUUUGAAAUGCUGUUGUUCUGGCUCAUCAUGGCUGAUCUUGUGGAGGCAGUUAGAAAUCAGCUCAGAGAUUCUUAAGCACUACACAGAGAAUGGGAGUGAUUAGUGUAACAACAAUGACUAUGAGUUUAUUUUAACACAACUAGCCAUGCCAGUGCUCAUCAGCAAGCCCUGAUAAUCAAGAGAAUCAAGUCUCAUAUAUCACAAGGCCUGAUAUUACAGACGAAUACAAUCACUGAGAAUAUCUCUUGCGUAGUACAACUUGUAUAAUUUAUAUAAAAAAAGGUGAAACAAUAACACUGCUAAAUGUCAUUACCCAAAGUCCUGUCCCGUAUUGAUCCUACCUAGAAAUUGAUUAGUGUCAUUAGUAAAGCUGUUAGUUAUACUGUUUUUAAUUGUUAUAGAUCAUUAACACAAAUUCCCAAUGAUCUGUGAAUCCACACACAAUUCUCAGGUACACACUCAGUAUCGCCCACUCUGUGAUAUGUCAGAUGAAUCCACGAGGGAGAUGUAAAGGCAUUGCCUGAAGCACAGGGUCUGAUCUCAUUUGCUGCCUCUUAUUAUGCAAACCACUCCCUGACGCCCACCUUCUAAUUAGGGCUAAAUUAAUUUGAGCACAAUCUUUCAUGUCUCAGGCCUGGGCUGUGCCUCUUCCCUCCAUUUACAGAAUCAUAUUAAUGUUUGUGUGGGAACACUACUCUUGCAGAUGAAAAGACUGAUACAAUUAAUUAAGUCCUGCCUCUGUUUUUCCCCUCCUCUCACAGGAGAAAUGAUAAGUGUGAUGAGCGGGCUCUGAUUAACCCCAUUAUAUGGGCUAAUAAGGAAGAUCAUAUAAAAAUCAAGGAAGCUGCACAAUUAUGAGGGAAUGCAAAUUAUGCAAGCUAACGAGCUAUAUGCCAAUUUAGGAAAUGCUUUGUUGGGAAAAUGUGAUGUUCAGCAUUCUCAACACGGGGUCAUUUAUUCCUUUGUAUGUACACGUGUGUGCAUGCAUAAUUGCAAGGGACACACGACUGCGUGUAUGCGAGUUUGAUAAUGUCUUUGCAUCUGUCUCAUGCUGUUUCCGUGCGCUGCAACACUUCCGAGAGAGCAAUGAGAGUCAGAAGCAGGCUUUCAGAACCAUGGACAGCAGCUACAAACACCGUUUCUCCAGCCUGGACUCAAGAAGAGACACUGAACAAUUCCGAUUUAAAUGCAUUUAUACAUAUUUCUAUAUAGUAUUAAUCAUUAUUAUUUAGACUGGCAGUAAUUAGCUUACCUGCUACUUGUUUAGAGGCUAUACAUUCGUAGCUAUGAAACGGUAGCCUAUUUACUGCUCUCAACCUCACACACCAUUUCUAAAUUCACUCACAAACAUUUCUAAAUGGUCAGUCAGUGAACAGAUCAUUCAUAAGCGCCUUUAGAUGGGAUGUGAGGACUAGCAAAAUAAGAAUAGCAAAGUAGGGUGAAAACUGUACAUGAAUGCUAGCAUUCUACUUAGAUAUAUUGCCAGGCUUGUACAUCAAUAUGUCAUUUUAUUUUCUAUACUUUCUAGCGUAUAGUAUAGUAUGGUAUCUGUAGUAUAGUAGCUAUAGUAUAGUAUAGUGUAAUAAGGUCUUUACGUGGCAUGUUGGUUGAGCUAUAAAUACUAGAAAUGCGCUUAGCAUAUAUAAACAUGUCCCCUCUGAAGAUCUCGACAGUUUACUAUUACAAUAAAAAGAAUUUUUCAAAUCACGUCAAUUCAACGUUCAUCUUGUUUCGGACAAAUCAUUUCUAGGACCAGGUUUUCGAAAAGAAAGAUUUCAUAUUAAACAUUAUGCUAACGAAUAAAGCUUUCUAAAACUCAGAGCGAAGAGUUUGUGUGGAGAGUCUCUGGGGGAAGCCUAUGGCAGCUGUAUGUAAAUGAGAGGCCAGACAAGCAUGCGCCAUAGAGCAAACACACACACACACACACUCACACAGAGAGAGAGAGAGAGAGAGAGUGUGUGUGUGUGUGUGUGUGUGUGUGUGUGUGUGUGAGAGAGAGAGAGAGAGAGAGAGAGAGAGAGAGAGAAGCCUAUACAGUCUCUUUAUAAAUACCAUCGAGGCAAAGAAUCUGCAGGACGACAUAUGAUUGAAAGAAUAUUACCAGUACACUUGUGAGUCAAUACAUACAUGGGUUACAGAAUAUAAUGCUUCAGAAUAGAUAGGGUUACUGAAUAUAAUGCUGUGUUGUGUGGAAAAAAACAACAACAGUGCGAUUGAACUGAACAGUUCCUGAAUAGUUUGUCUUACAUACUCAGUACACUGUUUUUCAAAUAUCUGUAAGGCAGAUGCUUUUGAGUUGACACAAUUUCAUAUCACAGCCCAUCUUUAUGUGCACACGAUGUAAAAUCAUACACUUUUAAUAAGUGAUGAAAGCAGAACAAUGGGGCAUUGCAGUGUUGCAGCCUGGGGCAGCAGGAGUGUGGUGAAGGUGGAGGCCUGUAGCGCACAGAUGAUUACAGCACGCUCAUGCAGCACAGCUUUAUGCUAAUGAGCCCAACAAUACGCCAUGAUGCCUGCACAUUCACCCAGAUCAGCUUUCCUCAACCAGCCCGUCCUGCACCACUACAAUGCAAUUCAGUUUUACUAAAUACACACUCUUUACAACAUGGGGUUAAGGACAGGGCUAGGCUUGUGCCUGAACUAAAGCAGGCUCCGUUAAAUAUUUAUAUACAUUUUGAUAAUAAAUGGUGGUUUGUGGAUAAACAUUUAAUACUGUUCGAAACGUUUAAUAGCUGUCUGAAAAUAUAAUGAUUAUGCGUGUCAGAAAGUUAAGGCCAGAAUAGGCUAUAGGCCAAGGCUUCCUUGGCCCGCUGCAGUAUUUGUCAGUAUCUUGCAGUGCGCUUUGAAAUUAAAGCUCAUGCACUAUAUGCGUUCAAAGUUGACGUGAAACAACAGCACUUUCCUGCAAACUAACCGAAACUAAAACUACAUGAGACAGGUAUGUGCAUAGUGCUAUAGCCUCCAAUGAUCAUUUCCAUUCUCCUGAAACAGGCCAAAAGAUGGUUCUCAAAAUAGUGGCUUAUCUGGGAGGAUUGGAAGAUUUAAUGGUGUCUAACUAGUGGAGUGACCUUGAGGGCAGCACCCAUCUCUCUGAUUUCCCCCAGCACGCGUCUAUAUUUGGGCCAGAUUGCUUGUGUGUUCUGUUUCACAGUGGAGGGGUCAAUUUGCUUUUCAAACGCAAAAGGCUCUGACGGCUGGGCAGACGCGGCCAUUGUGUUCAAAGAUGAGAGCCCUUCUUAUUACUUAUGUAUGCGCUAGCCGGCUGAUUUAUAAGUUCAGUUAAACUACCGAGAAAGACACGUGCCCUAUUAAAUAUGUGUCUGCUUGAAACCUGGCGAUUCCUUUCUACAGAUGGAGUUGCUUAAAGGUUGUAGUAAUAAGUGGAAAUGGGAAGAGAUGAUCAAAUAUUUAAUAGUGUAAUAAUAAAAGGACGUGCUGAUAAUACAAAUAAUCGGAAUUUCAAAUGCCACACAAUUCAAAAUGGACCUGGUGUUAUCAAACUGUGUGUAGAAAAGAAAAGAAAAAUAACAGAAAUAAAAAGAAAACAAAAACAAGAACAAAAAUGUAUAUACCGUUACAGCAUCUGAAUGAUUUAAAAAAAAAAAAAAGAAGUUAUUUAAAAAUAUUGACUGUUUUUGUUUGCGUAAUGUGAUCUAUGUGAAUUCCAGUUAAAGCUGGGAUUAUUGUGGUGUUGAGAAGCGUUUCCUUUCGGCAGAUCUGCGGCCCCUGAAGACGCGCACACGCACACAGCCACGGCACGUGUUCCUCUCUAUAGAAAGCCAUCAGACCGUAAACGGAGAAAAAAAGUCCCGGCGUGUGUUCUUUUAAGGGAGGGGCUUAGAGAGCGAAUUAAUAUAAUAAAGCGCAGGUACAUCUGCUCAGCAAAUCGGCGGCGUUUUCCUGCGCAGCCCCCAGCCCAAGUGCUCCAUUCCCUCCCACAGCCAAUUCCACAGAGAUCCUCUGGGCGCCUGAUUGGAUGAGAAGCAAACGAUAAGGGGCGAGAACAAUAGCAUCAUCCCUCCUUAAAAAGAGUGCAGCUAUGUAUUAAGAGAGAAGAAGAAGAAGAAGAAAAAAAAAAAAACGUUACGGGGAGGGGAGGUAGGCACACCCUGACCAAAAGGUACUACACCCGGCGUGUCUGUAGCCAAGUGCACAGCCGUGGAUCACAUUCAACACAUCGCAUCCUCUCCAAGUGCCUUUCUUCAUCCGCCCGCCGACAUGCCCAAAGGUUUCCUGGUGAAAAGAAACAAGAAAGCGGCACACGUCUCUUACCGGAUUCGUUGCGAUGACGAUGAUGGACAGGAAGCGACUCUGGAAUGUCAGAUUCAGCGCGACGCGUCCCCGCCUCUGUCCAGUACCUGCAUCCCGGAGAUCGCAGCAUCAUCACCAUCCGAUGCAGCAGACACGCCGGUCCACGGUCACGGAGCCAAACCGGUGCAGUUUGGUAAUCCGGAGGCGGUUUAUCAAGCCCUAUACAGCCCCACCCGCCCCAUCAGCAAGGACCAUGAGAGGAAAUAUUUCGACAGAAGUUUCAACCUGGGCUCGCCCAUCUCCGCCGAAUCAUUUCCGACUCCUACCUCUCUCACCAGCCUGGACCACCUCCUUUUUGCUCCGGUAGACUUGAAAAUCGGCUCCAGCAACAGCAGCGCGCUGACAUCGGCUGUUAGGAGCGUCGGAAAAAGGCCCUCCACUGACACCGAGCGCAAAAGUAAAAGCGGAGCCAAGAAACCCAAAGCCAUACGGAAGCUGACCUUCGAGGACGAGGUGACCACUUCACCAGUACUCGGUCUUAAAAUCAAAGAGGGCCCUGUCGACCUGAAACCGCGAGCCUUAUCCGCCAGUGGCAACAAACCCCUAGGAGAGUUCAUCUGCCAACUCUGCAAGGAAGAAUACGCGGACCCGUUCUCUUUAGCGCAGCACAAGUGCUCGAGGAUCGUGAGGGUCGAGUACAGGUGUCCUGAAUGCGACAAAGUGUUCAGCUGUCCUGCUAACUUGGCCUCUCAUCGCCGCUGGCACAAACCGCGCGCUCAGCCUGCACCCGGCGUGCCAACUUCACAAGCGGCCAAGAGCGACACGUCCAAAAUGCCCGCUGUCUCCAGAGGCUUCGGAGAGGAAAUCAAAGACGGAAGAGAGUAUUCGAGCGAGAGGGACUCUCCGAGCCCGGCUUUGUCCGAGUCCGGCUCAGAGGACGGUCUGUACGACUGCCAGCGCUGCGGGAAAAGGUUUAAACGCCAAGCGUACCUCAGAAAGCACGUGCUGGCCCAGCACGCGCUGCAACACCAAAUGAUGGGCGACACUUUUCAAAGCGCUGAGAGAGGAGAGAGCCCGGAAAUGGCGCAGCACUCUGGAGAAGGCAGCCCGAGUCCGAAUCUGAGCCCGCUGAAUUUAAGCCCAGCUGACUGCAUGCCGUGUCCGGUCUGCGGUGAGAUCGUGGCAGACAGGGUGAGCCUGGAGCGGCACGUGCGCGUUCUGCACGCUUCGCAGGUGUUUCCAUGCAAGCACUGCCCUGCCACUUUCUACAGCUCUCCAGGUCUGACCAGGCAUGUCAACAAGUGUCACCCCACAGAAAAGCGGCAGGUUAUUCUGCUUCAGAUGCCCGUGAGGCCCGCGUGCUGAAGAACAGCGAAACGGAAACCAGGAAGCGCGCGCACUCGCACCUGCACCCAGAGGCUCACGGGCUACGUGUAAAACUGCCCACUUCUAUACUCUACCCGGAGGCCCAUCAUUUUACCUUUAUCACGCUUUCCUGCAGUUUUAGAGCUUGUAAUGACUAGGAAUCUCUCCUAGUCAGCUAACAAAAUUGGCAUCGAUCUACAGUUGAAAUGACUAUAUUUUGAGAUUUCUCACGCCAAGUAGCCUAAAGAAGAGUAUUAGUUUGGUUGUGAAAUGGUAUUUUUCUAGGGCCGAUGCACACGUGGUAAUGUAAUAGCUUCUAGACCUAAGAUAACGUUCAAACGUUGGUGUACCUCUGUGAAAGCCUCGAAUUCACAUGCUGUACAUUUCUAUCGUCUGUAGCUUUAAUCUAGUAUGUGAAUUGCAGGAUGUGGGAAUUUCUCUCUCCAAAAGGUUCCCUUUAGAAUAGCCAGAAAUGCCUUUAGAGAAACACAUCAAACACUUGCUGUAUAACUGCCUUAAGAACUCGGUGUAAUGAUUGUUUUGAUUUUGUUUGAAUGUCGGCACAUAUUUACAAUUUACUGUCAUUAUGUAAGAUGAUUGUAAAACGUUUAAUCGUUAAUAUUUAUUUAUGUAUUUAUUUAUUUACAAUUGUUUCAUAUAAGUUAUUGUGUUCUUGAGUAAUUGAAGUCCUUUGUCCUAUUUUAUAGCCGAUUGUCGGGUCGGGUUCGAGUUGUGUAGGCCUGUCUUCAGUGCUCUUACAAUCUGAUCAGCUCUUGUAA
Ictalurus punctatus (channel catfish) is the source of this 13470-nucleotide messenger RNA. RefSeq names its product insulinoma-associated 1b (gene insm1b). Gene Ontology annotation, cellular component: nucleus; transcription repressor complex. The coding region runs from base 11294 to 12691 and encodes 465 amino acids. Lineage: Eukaryota; Metazoa; Chordata; Actinopteri; Siluriformes; Ictaluridae. The transcript has a single exon. The record is from RefSeq and is a predicted model, not a curated record. Gene Ontology annotation, biological process: regulation of cell cycle process; neuron differentiation; negative regulation of transcription by RNA polymerase II. Gene Ontology annotation, molecular function: RNA polymerase II cis-regulatory region sequence-specific DNA binding; DNA-binding transcription repressor activity, RNA polymerase II-specific.